CCCAAGGCAUCUUCAUUUUUGUGUGUUGUUCAUUUAAGAUGUAUUGUUCCAGGUUUACAGCUCUUAUGAUUGCUCUAAUAGUUACCAUGUCAGCUUGUUUGUCUGAGAGCCGGGUUGCGAGAAAAGACCUUGGACUGGACCUUGGAGGCAUAGGGCUUGGGGUUGGUGCAGGGAUAGGGCUUGUCUUGGGAGGUGGUGGUGGUUCAGGAUCAGGAGCCGGGGCUGGUUCCGGUUCGGGUUCUUGGGGUUCGAGUUCAAGUUCUUCAUCAAGUUCAUCUGGCGGGUCUGAUGCAGGUUCAGAAGCUGGUUCAUAUGCUGGGUCUCGAGUUGGGUCAGGCCGAGGCCGAGGGAGAGGGAAUGGAAACUAA
Molecule: messenger RNA, 368 nt
Organism: Hibiscus syriacus
Lineage: Eukaryota; Viridiplantae; Streptophyta; Magnoliopsida; Malvales; Malvaceae
Product: putative glycine-rich cell wall structural protein 1
Exons: 1
Coding region: 39-368 (109 amino acids)
Source: RefSeq, a predicted model, not a curated record